Messenger RNA from Exaiptasia diaphana, 2632 nucleotides. RefSeq lists its product as uncharacterized. The record is from RefSeq and is a predicted model, not a curated record. Lineage: Eukaryota; Metazoa; Cnidaria; Anthozoa; Actiniaria; Aiptasiidae.
GUCAAGGUAAGUUGUUCAUCUUGCUAUCGUCAUCAUGACAAGAGGAGAAAUUUCCGCCAUAAUUGUGAUAGGGAUAAUAUACAUGUGUAUACCAGAAGCUUUCGGUGCCAAAGCCACAUGGCGCGUUAUGGGAUGUUAUAAAGUCAAAAAGGAUAGUGCUUCAAAGCACAAUCUUGGACAUGUCAAUUCAAAGAAUCCUUCUAACAUCUUCAAUAAAUGUGCGAAAAAGGCAGAACGUCAAGGUUUGCCUUAUUUGGGAGUCCAAAAUGGCAAUGAAUGCUGGGGCGCCGAAGAUGAUGAGGCUUAUGAUAAAAACAAUUGCUCGCACGACUGUGACGUUACUGGCAAAGGAAAAAAGAUGCAUGGAGUUGGAAAGGGAAUGGCGAAUUUUGUGUAUUACAGGAUGCCAGAUUGGACAUCAUGUAAAUGUGGUGAUAAGAAGAGCCACAAGCUCGACUUGGUCAAAGACAAACUAGCCAACUGCCCAUCGUACAACAGAAAGGUUAUUYCUUUAAAACAGAAUAAAAAAUGUCCCAAGAACUCACAAUGUCCAGUGUGAUCAAGUUUGUGGCCAUAAUGGUAAACAAACAAGAAGACUUUAUUGUUAUGAUAAAAAGGGCUGUGCUGGACAAAGACAAGAGGACCGCGAUUGUAACUCUGUAAACUGCCCUCAGCCAUGCAGCUUCGACGGUAUUCUACUGCAACUCCUUCACAGCCUGAACCUCAGCAUUUCGGUCAACAACAAUCAUCUGGUUGCAGCUUUUUCAGAGGUGAUGGAAGCUAUGAGUGAUACUGAGUCUCAACCGUCUUCUUCAGACGUCACCAACGAUUUCCUAAUAAAGAAAAUUAAAUAUUUUCUUCAAUCCACCGAUAAUUCAUCAGGUCAAUCCAAACAUGCUAGAACCUUUUUAGGGAUACUCCUUGCUCGACAGAAAACAUGCGAUUAUACAGACAUUUCCCGAGAACUGAGAGAUGAAAUCGGCGAUGAAGGAUUUAAGAAAUUGCUAAACGUAGAUGGUAAAGUUACCUUGAUCUUUGUAAUCGACAUCAGUGGAAGCAUGAGGAAAGAGAUCCCUCAAGCUACAGAGAUUGUUAAAGAUAUUGCUGAAUAUACAUCGAUCGCCAAUGUCGACUACGUCCUGUCGACAUUCUCUUCUAAAAGCGGAAGUAAGGAUUUCGUUGGUGACGUUCAAAACUUCGACGAUCGCAAGGAAUUCAUAAACGCCCUUGAUAGACUUGUCAAACGUGAGCAUCGUAGGGAAAAAAAAGCUGACUGCCAAGAACCAACAUACACCGGGAUUAUCAGAGCGAUCACCAAUGGCCAUCCACAACGUGGUUCUCCUAUGUAUGUAUUUACUGACGCACCUCCAUAUGCAUUGGGAGAUUUUACCCCAGAUAACGCCAUAUAUCAUGCCCAGAAAAAUAAGAUUCCUGUCAACGUUUUCCUAUCCAAGCCUUUUUGUGGACCACAAACAAAAUCAUCUUACAGGGUAAUAGCAGAGGCUACCGGGGGAUUAAUUCUACCAUUAAGAAAGGGUUCAUCAAUGAAACAUCUAGAGCAGAUGAUMAUGGGAAGUCUUGACGGUACUGCAAUCGUUGCAAGUAAUAGGAACAACAGAAAACGAGGAACUAAAAAAUAUGACAAAACCUUUUAUAUCGAUGAUAUCGCGCAUGAGGGAACUCUUGAAGUUGAAGUUAAAGAUGCUGAGGCAGUUCUGCUAAAUCCCGGAAAAUCCCGAAGAAAUUCCGAUAUAAAGAACGGUGUCAAGUUACUUUGGACCAUUAAAAGACCAGCAAGAGGAACGUGGCGUUUGAGAUCUAAAGCUGCAGAUUUGAAGUUUCAGGUUMAGUCACAAACAAAGUUGGGUAUCACCUUGGAUUGCCAUUUCAUGAGGAGUGCAACCCAUAUAGAUGAUCCUUUGAUAGGAGAGAAAGCCAAAGUCGAAAUUAAAGUUCCAAGCAUAUCUCGGUUGAAUAAGAAUUCCUUGUCACUUCCCAAUGACUGGAUACUCCUGUCUCAAAACAAUGAUAUCUACACCUACGAAUCUAAGGAUCCACUUUCAGAAGAACAUUUCAAAAUAUCUAUGCGUGGCAAAACUCUAUCAGGGUUCGAUUUUACAAGAGAGUCACGCGUCAUUCAGCCCAAGAUUGCAGUCAUCAAGUCUCUCAUGGAAAAACAGAAAUAUUUCCCUGAAGCAGGGAAAAAGUUCCAAUAUAGAGCAUCCAUUGGCUACGCCAAGGACCUGCCCAUGUCGUUUCAAAUGAAAUUCAUAGCCGAUUUCGGAGACAACGAUGAGAUCAUAAAUCCAAAUUAUACGGACAUAACUUUAUCUAGGGGCGUGAAAACAGUUUCCUGGACCCUGACUGCACCUACCAAAGGUUACUUCACAAUGAAGAUUAGAUUGAAGAGAGACGAUGUGGAGAUAAAUUUUCAGGAUGAUCUUUUCUUCGUUAAAGGCUAAAUCUUGAUUUCCUAGAAUGGACACAUACCCAAUAAAACGAAAAGAAACUAGACUCUUAGAUGGAGUAGCUAAUAUAACAGUUCAUUAUAGUAGGAACAGGGAGUAUUGUGUAGAUUAGAAAAAAUGUAGCUCAAUUGAGAAUGUAUUAAAACUUGCCACAGGCAAAAAAA